AUGUGGUGGGACGGGAGGGACGGCGAAGGCGCUCGCUCGCGAGAACAUGACGCGCGCUUCGCCGAGUGGGACGCGACGCUGCGCGAAGGCGCCGUGAAGGCCGCUGCCGCGGAGGCCGCGGAGGCCAGGAGCUACCUGAUGGAGGGAGACCAGCGCGCCCCUGGCGCCGCCGCGCGCUCCGGGGGGCUCCUGCCCGACACGUCAGCCGGCGGGCGCGACCCGCUGAUGGACACGGGCGGCGCUGGUGCAUUCCACGGCCGCGCCCAGCUGCCAGUGGAGUCGCCGCCAGGCCAGCCGCUGCAGCAGCUGCAGGCGCAGCACGCGGCAGGCUCCGCGCGCCUCGGCGCCCAGCCUCGCGGCGGUGGUGCGACGGGGGGGCCCGCGCGGAACUCCAGGCAGAUGUGGGGCGGCGGCCCGGAGGAGGGCGCGCGGCUGGGCCAGGAGGCUACGCUCCUGCAGCUCGAGGAAGAGGAGAAGGCAGCAGUGGAUUGGGAGAUGCGCUUAAAGCGCAGCGAUGCCAACGCGAAGCGCGCGCGGAAGCUGCAAAAGAAGGCCUUCGCUCAAAGGGAUGGUCAGGACGACCUGCAGACCAAAGAGACGAAGAAGGCUAUCCGCAAGCAGCUGAAGGCAGAGCGCAAGCUGGCUACGAAGUCGGCGAAGAAGCUCCUGAAGUCGCAAGGUGGCGACAAGGCUGGAAAGCGCCGCCGGGGUGACCGCCACCGGUCGCGGCGGCGCGGAGACGCCGGCGGCGAGGACCGGGAACGCGAGGGGGCGGGCGACGAGGAGGAGGGCGACUUGCGGCGCCUCCGCCGCGGGGACGCCGCUGGCGGCGCCGGUGACCCGCCUCUACGGCGACCGGGCGUGGACAUGGUCCCGGCGCCGGUGGAGACCUCGGAGCCCGCUCCGCGAGUCGGCCGUCGAGGAGGCGGCGCCCUGCUGCUGGAGGGCACGCUGGCGCUGGCGCUCCUCGCCCUCGCCCUGCGCCACUGGUGGCGGCGCGGCGGGCUCGGCCCGCGGCCGAGUGCCCUGCACGCCAAGCGCGGGGUCCUCGUGGCCAACGCGGGGGGCGGCGCCGAGGCAGCCCCUUCCACGCCUGAAGCUGCGGGCCGCAAGCCGCGUGCCGCAGCACAGGCCAAGAGGACGCCCGAGAGGACGCCAGAGCCGCCCGUAGUGAACAAGCUCUCGUCAAAGUGGGCCGGGUCGGCGCUGCUCCCCCCGCCUUCCCCGAAUCCGGUGGCCUCCUCAAGCGACGACUCCGGCAUGCGCAGCGCCGCCUGCACCGCGGGGACGUACCCCAGUGGCUGCAGCACGACCUCCGCCCUGCUGACGCCCCCGCGCUCUUCCGGGUGCGUCGAGUGGCCCAGGGCGGCGUCGAAGGUGCGGCAGCCGCGGGCGCCCCCACUUCGCCGCGGGUGCGCGCACCGCAGGCGCCCUGUGGCCGGGCAGCGUUCCAGCGGUGAGAGCGUGAGCCCUUCCACGAAUAGGGAGACCGAGAACUCGCAGGAGGGAAAUCCGAUUGUGCCGGGUACCUUCUUCAUCGGAGAAGAGUCGGACCAGGAGAAGGUCCCGGCGCCCCGCGGCCGUGAGCCGACGCAGGGCAGCUACCUCAUCAGGGCCGACUCAGACGUCUCCUCUUCCGACGUGGACGACGACACGCUGGCCAGCAUCCCCAGCGCUCCAGAGGCCGGCGUGCCCUCCGAGUCGGAGCCCACGGACAUGGGCUCCCGCACGCGGCGCAUGACACGG
Messenger RNA from Prorocentrum cordatum, 1746 nucleotides. NCBI's taxonomy places the organism in Eukaryota, Dinophyceae, Prorocentrales, Prorocentraceae. The record is from the annotation of a GenBank genome assembly.